AUGAAUAUUAUCAUCUGGAACAGCAGGGGCGCUCUGAAACCCAAUUUUCAGAACCAUGUUCGGGAACUCGCUCGUAGUCAUGAUCCGGCCAUUUUUGUGGUCAUGGAAACUAAAUUAGGAGGUGAAAGAGCUAGGGAGAUCACUGACAGACUCCCCUUUGAUGGGGCCAUACACACGGACACUAUCGGCUACGCGGGUGGUCUCUGGUUAUUAUUGAAUUAUGAUAAAGUGGAGGUUCAAGCUCUUGCCAACACAGAACAGGAAAUUCAUGUGGAGGUUAAGGUAGUUUCUAAGGCUUGCAGCCACAAUAGAAGUCUGGUUGAUUCCAUUGAUACUUUCACCAAAGAUGCUGCCUUGUGGAAUAAAAAUAGCUUCGGGAACAUUCAUGCUAAGAAAAAAAGAGUCCUUGCAAGACUCUAUGGGGCUCAACGAGCUUUAUCAAAUAGGCCGAGUGCUCCUCUUAUCGAGCUAGAUAAAUCUCUCCAUCUAGAAUUGGAGACACUUCUGGAUCAGGAACGAGAUUUAUGGGCUUUGAAAUCUAGAAUUAAUUGGAUGAUUCAAGGAGACCGCAACACCUCCUUUUACCAUAUAUCUGCUCUAGCCAGGAGAAAGCGGAAUCACAUUGCUUCGGUAAAAAAUAGUGCAGGGGAUUGGCUCACAGAGGAGAGGGAUGUUAUGGAGUAUUUUAGAACUGGGUUUAUUUCCCUAUACACAACUUCUCAUUCCAAAGCUGAUUGGGGUACCAAGAAAAUUUCAAGUUGGCAAAUUCAGCUUUCUGAGGAGGAUAAAUGCAAUCUUGCUGAGAUGGUGUCUCCUGCAGUGAUAAAAGAGGCUCUUUGGUCUAUGAAAGCUUACAAAGCCCCAGGUCCAGAUGGUUUGCAUGCUGGGUUCUUUCAAAGAUUUUGGCUUGUAGUAGGAGACUCGGUGAAGGAGGAAGUGAUGAAGGUGUUUAGGGAUAGGAAGGUCCCUGAAUAUCUAAACCAUACCCUUAUAGUUCUUAUUCCGAAAAUCCAAGGGCCCAAGACUAUUGGUAAUUAUAGACCAAUAAGUUUAUGCAACUCGGUUUAUAAGAUUAUUACAAAAGUCAUUGUUGCUAGGAUAAGACCGCACUUGGAUAGCUUAAUCUCUCCGCUUCAGGCGGCUUUUGUCCCAGGAAGAAGGGGUGUGGACAACACCAUCUUGGUUCAAGAACUUAUCCAUUCUAUGGGGAGAGCUAAAGGGAGGAAUGGAUAUAUGGCAAUAAAAAUAGAUCUAGAGAAGGCUUAUGACACACUUGAAUGGGGUUUUAUCAGAGAGAUGCUUAUGCGGUUUAAUUUUCUAGAAAAUCUUAUUGAGCUCAUCAUAAGCUGCAUCUCUUUAGUGUCUACCUCCUUACCUUUCAAUGGUGGCUGCAUGGACCCCUUCCGGCCUUCUAGGGGCAUUAGACAAGGAGACCCACUAUCUCCGUAUCUCUUCAUUCUGUGCAUGGAGUUCCUUGGGCAACUUAUUGAAGAAAAAUGCAGUGAGAAGCUGUGGGCAAAGGUUAAAACUUCAAAGAGCGGGCCUGCCUUCUCCCACCUUUUCUUUGCCGAUGAUUUGGUCCUUUUUGCUCGUGCAAACCUUGAGAAUUAUCCUGACCAAAGGGUUUUCCUAGCAGACACCCUCGGGUUCCAAACCACCCCCAACCUUGGAAAAUAUCUAGGAUUUCCUUUGAAGCACUCUAGGAGCCGUAGGCAUGAUUUUGAUUUUGUCCUUGAUAGAGUGAAGCUAAAGCUUGCAGGGUGGAAAAAGUUAACAGAAACUUCUUAUGGGGGGCGACUGAAACUGAAAGGAAAAUGCAUUGAUCUCAAAGUAAGGGAUGUCAUCACUCCUUAUGGUUGUUGGGAUUGGUCCUUGAUUCCAUUUGAGCUGCCCCAGAAUAUUAAAGCAGAAAUUCAAGGCACUCCUAUUCCUAUCAUGGCGAGGGGAGGUGAUAAACCGGUUUGGAAAUUCUCUCCAAAAGGUGGUUUUGAGAUGAGAAGUGCUUAUUUGCUCACCACAAACUCCCUGGAAGCCCCCUCCUUCUCUAGAAGCUGGAUUUGGAAAGCCCAUACUCUCCCAAGAAUCCAAACUUUUGUUUGGAAAUGCAUGCAUGAAAGCAUUGGAGUUAAAAACUGUCUAGCUGGAAGGGGUAUGAUGUUAGAUACUACUUGCCCUUUAUGCCAAUUAGAGGCGGAAACAAUUACUCACGCCUUGCGAGAUUGCAAUAUGGUUAAAGCUGUCUGGCAUCAGUUAGGAGUCCAAGCUUCUAAUAGUGCCUUUUUCACUCAAAACUUAAGGGAUUGGCUCAAUACCAAUGGCAAAUGGAUGCAGAACCAUAAUCCCACGAGCCUACCAUGGAAUGUAGUUUCUCUGUUUGCUGUCUGGGGGAUUUGGAGACAAAGGAACAACCAUGUGUUUAAGCGCAGUAGCAGCAACCCGAAUCUAGCACGAGACAUUGUAGCGCAAGCCUCAAAAUUCUUCUUGUGUGCUAAUCAAGCUAGGAGUACCAGCGGCAAAAGCAUCAGAAAAAUCAGGUGGGAAAAGCCGGAGGUAGGCUGGAUGAAUCUUAAUACUGAUGGAGCCUUGAAUUCGUUGUUGGGUUUAGUUGGUGGAGGAGGUCUGAUAAGGGAUGAAGCUGGCAGAUGGGUUGUAGGAUUUGCGAGAAAAAUUGGGAAGGCUAAUAGCUUCCUUGUGGAGCUAUGGGCUCUUCGAGAUGGCCUUUUGCUGUGCCAACAGAUGAAUGUGACUGCCCUUGUUAUAGAAGUGGAUGCAAAAGCUCUAGUUGACGCUCUCAUUAAUCCAAGCUAUUCAAAUGCCAUCGUUUAUGGUCUGUUUGAAGACUGUAGGCAGUUGGUCAACUAG
This is a messenger RNA of Quercus lobata, 2862 nucleotides long. RefSeq lists its product as uncharacterized. Gene Ontology annotation, molecular function: nucleic acid binding; RNA-DNA hybrid ribonuclease activity. Lineage: Eukaryota; Viridiplantae; Streptophyta; Magnoliopsida; Fagales; Fagaceae. Bases 1 to 2862 code for a protein of 953 amino acids. The transcript is spliced from 4 exons. The record is from RefSeq and is a predicted model, not a curated record.